AUGCGUAAAAGGCGGUCACCGACUGGCGAGGACAUAAUAACCACACGGCCUCGAGGUCGCAACUUACAAACCCGGACAACCAAGCCACUUGCUAAUGCCUCUACGAAACGCACACGUUCGCUUCCUGCAGUAAGCCAACCAUCGCCAAUGCUGGAUAAGGAAGACCACCUCGGUUGGCAAGAACCACUUUCGGUAUGGAACCAGAACGCACCUCGCGUUUACAUAUGCGUGGUACUAUGCUUCCCGUGCGAUAACCAACGGCGGACAGAUGCAAUCCGUCAUAUCGAAUCUGCUCUCAAACGUCUAGCGAGAGAACGACCAGUCUUCGCCGGGAGGCUUCAGGCUAGCAGUAACAGCGGGAACGUCUCGCUUCACCGGUCACCCUCACAGGAUAUUCCUUUCCAAGUGCUCCCCGCAAGCGAAACGAGUCGGCAAGAAUAUUCGCGGAUGAAAGAGGCCGAAUUCCCACCUGGUACAUUCGUCGGCCCUCGAUUUGGCGCCUCGGGCAUUGUAAGCUCCAACCUUGAAUCGGUACCAGUAUCAAAAGUGCAGGCAGAGUUCCCUCCCGGAGGCCUACUGCUUUCCAUCUUCCUACACCACGGGUUGGUGGAUGGAGGAUCAUUGCGCGUGUUUCUGGAAUGCUUUGCCGCUCAGACUCGGAACACACUAGUUAACUUACCUUCAGAACAGACGUUUCCUAUGUUACAUAACCGGAAUCAGAAAGGUCCAAUUACCAUACACAAUAAUAGUUCUACUUUCAAGAGCCUGCUAUCACAAUGUCCAGAAUAUACGAUGCUAAAGGAUCUUAGCGGCCCAACGCAGCCGCGGAUUCUAAAGAUUGGGCCACCUAUGGCCAAUAUCGAGAAGACAGGCAAGAUCUUCGUUUUCAGGAACGAGCGACUGCAGGAACUUCGAGAGCUGAUUCGGUCUCGAAAUGGCGGAGUAGAGUCGCCGUCGGCCUACACAAGCUUAGCCGCCCUUGCCUUUGCGCAUAUCACGAAGGCUCGCGUGGCAGCCGAAAACAACUUACCCGGGGUGCAGCCACGACGGACUGCCAUGUUAUGGAAUUCGGUGAAUUGGCGAACGAGAGCGUUCAAGGAUGUUACAGAUAACUACUUUGGUAAUGCAGCUCUACCAGUUGUCACGAAGGCGCUCAUGUCUCAUGUAAUUGCUGCUUGCGACGACGACAACCAGCUGGCUCGUCUUGUCCCGCUUGUAAAAACGUCUAUCGACGCCGUCGACCAAGAAUACGUCAACCGGCGCCUCGCCAUGCUAUGCGAAGUGCCUGACCCUCGCCUUGUAGGAGUUAACUACGACCCACGGAUACCCGGAGCGCUAGCGUUCAACACAUGGCGGCAUUUCGGCGCGGAUGUUCAAUGGAACAUACCGGGGGUGCCCGUGACUAGGGCGGAUGCAAUAAGGAGGGCUCACGGUUCGUGGAGCCUUGGUACAGCAUUGAUACUCCCGGCCAAAGCGGAUUCGAUGAAGCAAGAGUUGUUUGUGAGCUUACCAGUUGAUUCGAUGAGGAUGCUAUGCGCCGACGCUGGGUGGAUGAGAUGGGUUGAUAGGAUCAUAGGUUGA
Messenger RNA from Daldinia caldariorum, 1581 nucleotides. RefSeq lists its product as uncharacterized. Gene Ontology annotation, biological process: secondary metabolite biosynthetic process. Gene Ontology annotation, molecular function: acyltransferase activity, transferring groups other than amino-acyl groups. The transcript has a single exon. The record is from RefSeq and is a predicted model, not a curated record. NCBI's taxonomy places the organism in Eukaryota, Fungi, Ascomycota, Sordariomycetes, Xylariales, Hypoxylaceae. The coding region runs from base 1 to 1581 and encodes 526 amino acids.